AAUUUGCACAAGUUCAAGCUUACAAUAUGCCACAUGUCCAAGCUCGAGCUCGUGCAAAUGAAUUGAGCUCGAGCGGCACGUUCAUUUGGCGAGUCGAAUCCAAACACAUUUUAAAGCUCAUCCGCUGGUCGAGCGGGCUCGACAAUCAAAUAUUCGGUUCGACUAACGGCUCUAGUGAUGGCCCUCUCACUCAUCCACCCAAAUUCAAUUUAAUUCCAUGGCAAAAUCGCCAGAGUUGGUGGGAUUUUGAUCUCUAAUCCUCCCAUGGGCGCAUACGAAUAUUAUAAUUACACAAUAAUAAUUUGUGAGAAUGUGGUUAGUUGGAGUGGAGCAGUGACCUGAACUUCACGCAGAGUGGGGUGGAGUGGAGUGAAGUGGAGUAGGGUUUGUACAACUAGUAUUUCCGAUUUGCUCAUGGAUUGUCGUCCAUCGCCUACCGCAGCCGCAGGAGCAGAAGCACCGCCACCAACAACAUAUCGCAUAGGCUACGCGCUUUCACCAAAGAAAGUGGAAAGCUUCAUCCAGCCCUCUCUCCUCAAUCUCGCCAAACAACGCCACAUCCAUCUCCUUCCAAUCGACCUCCACAAGCCCUUAUCCCACCAGGGCCCUUUUGAUUGCCUCCUUCACAAGUUAUCCGGCCCCGACUGGACUCAACAGCUCCGCCACUUCUCUUCCCUCCACCCUGACGUCCCCAUCAUCGACCCUCCCGACGCCGUCCUCCGCCUCCACGAUCGCCUUUCCAUGCUUCAAGUCGUCCGCGACUUACACCUACCGGAACCAAUCGACGAAUCCGACUCCUCUUCUUCUUCUUCUUGCUCUUUCGGAAUCCCUCACCAGGUAUUGGUCCCAGAUCCCCAACAUCUCCGAGAACAGGGAUUGCCUAGCCCCCUCGAGUUUCCGGUGAUCGCGAAGCCCUUGCUCGCUGACGGGACCGCCAGCUCUCACCAGAUGUCUUUGGUCUUCAAUCACCAAGGAUUGAAGCAAUUAGAGGAGGAGGAGGAGGAGGCGCCAUUUGUACUGCAGGAGUUUGUGAACCACGGCGGCGUCGUCUUCAAAGUCUAUGUUGUUGGGGACUACGUGCAAUGUGUCAAACGGAGGUCCUUACCAGACAUCCUCAUGGACGACGACAAAGCAUUGGGAAGAUUGGGGGCCUCCCACCACAAUUUGUUGACCUUUUCCCAGAUUUCAAAUCUCGCCGCCGCCGCCCCCCCUUCUUCUUCGUCUUUUAAGAAUAACGAUGAGCAGCAGCUGCAGGAGGAGGAGGAGGAGGAGGCAGCCCAAAUGCCUCCGGUGAGUUUCCUUGCUCGCUUGGCCAAGGCCUUGAGGAAUGCCUUGGGCUUGCAUCUCUUCAACUUCGACGUAAUCAGGGACGGUCGGUUUGGGAAUCGGUCGACAAAAGAAGUGCUGCGACUAAUGGUUGGAAUUGGUCCCGUCGGAUACUAGUGCUCGGAAGAACAGCCCACGCAAAUGAGCAUUAUUAUUAUAAGUAAAAAGAGAUUGUAAUCUUCGCGAGGGAGAAAUUGGAAGUGGAAAAACCAGGCGGCGGCGGCAGGCAGAGCAUUUCUUUUGUGAAGUUAAGGCCACGACGGAGGAGAAAAAAGACCAAAAAAAAAAAAAAAAAAGCCCCAAAAAAGUGCGAGUGAAGCAGCAUCUUGGGAGUUUGUGGGCUUUGUUACUUAAAACAAACCUUUACUCGGUGGAAGAUUCCUUGUCCGGUCCUAAGAUGAGUCGCUGCAAUUCAGAAAUUUAAACCUUUGCACUACUCCACCUGAAGUAAAAUUUAAAAGGUUUGUGAUAGUGCAUCCCUUGUUUGAUUUAGAGGUAUAAUCCUCUUCUUCUAAGCUAAAAGGUUAGAAUAAAAAUGAAAAGAAUAGGAAUAAAAAUUGACGAUUGACCCAAAAAAACCCUUCUUGGGACCGUAUGUACGAAAGACUUUGUGCGAGGACGGCGAGAAUGCCUGCCGGCCGGCCUCCCUAAAUGCACUGUAUGUAGUGUCUGUAGUAGCGGAGCAGUAUAAAUUAUUUAGCAGACCAGAAAUAGAAAUAGGCCGCUAUAGAUUAGAUAGUGGCAAAUACCAGUUGCAGCUUUCAAAGGGAGUGCUGAAGUGCCAAGGUAAAAUCAAUCAGUGGCAGAGCAAUAAAAUGUUUGGCCAGCGAAGCAUGGAAAGUUUAUGGGACGCUGCAACUGGCGGGUGUGGUCCGGGAACAACUCCCAGACGAUGGAAGGCGAUGGGUGAUGAUCUCAGGGGGACUAAACUCAAGCUCACUUUCCCCCACAUUAAAUUUAAUCCCGCACAGACGCAGCACCACCAGCCACCCUCCUCCUACUUCAAAGAGGAGUUUGUGGUGGUGGAUGACCAGAAUCGGAUCAAAGUGACUUGGGUGUUAUAAAAGGCGGAUUCCUGGACCUGGGCUUCACCCUCUAUCGUGUUACUUUUCAGGUCAUCCCCAACCCCAUCGAUCAAUUUUCCUGCACCACCAAGGCAACCAUCGACUGCCGCGCUCGACGGUGACGCUGCUGCUAAUGAAAGCUGCUGCCAAUUACCUUCACACUCGCUAUCCCUGUUCCGCCCCCACCUGACUUCUCUCCCAGCAUUUUCACCAUAGUUACUUGUUUAUGCUUUUCCUUGCUCCGCUUCUUUCCUUCUUUUUCACUUCCUCCUCCUAUGGGUUUCUCCAAAAUGAACAAUACAUACUCUUCCUUUUUUCCCCCCUUUGCCUGCAGUGCUUGGAUUUCUUGAGUAGAUAUUACCAACGCCCGCCAAUUGGUGUUAUGGUGUCUCUGCGUCUGUACAAGCUAAACUCCAUCUUCAGAGUUUCAGCCACGUAUAAUAGUAAUGGUUGGCCUUUGUGAUUGCGUUC
This is a messenger RNA of Coffea arabica (coffee), 2861 nucleotides long. Its product is annotated as inositol-tetrakisphosphate 1-kinase 1. Gene Ontology annotation, cellular component: cytoplasm. The record is from RefSeq and is a predicted model, not a curated record. Gene Ontology annotation, biological process: inositol trisphosphate metabolic process. Lineage: Eukaryota; Viridiplantae; Streptophyta; Magnoliopsida; Gentianales; Rubiaceae. Gene Ontology annotation, molecular function: inositol-3,4,5,6-tetrakisphosphate 1-kinase activity; inositol-1,3,4-trisphosphate 6-kinase activity; magnesium ion binding.